AAAUGCUGUAUUUCAUCUCAAUGCGAAAUGAUGAUGAUGAUGAUGAUGAUGCUUGUUGAAGUUAGAAUUUGAUGUUCUUAUACAAAAACGUAGUUCUAUCAAUGUACAAAUCUGAAGAUUUAAGUGGUUUGUGAUCCCAUAUCAGACAAUGACAACUUGUCCCCUAACACAGUGGUUGCCAUCCUGGGGGUUGGGUCACCAAAGUAUAUAUACAGUAGGCCUAUAUUUCAGCAUUUGGUUAACUUCUGUGAAGAAAUAUAAAGUAAAUUGUCAGUUUACUCAAUGAUAGGAAAUGGGUCCCUGAAGGCAAAAGGUUGUGAACCAUUACCCUAACAUACAGGUGUUUAUGUAUCAAUAUGUUUCAGAAAGACACAAACUUUCAUGAAACUGUUAUUGAAGAGUUAGAAUGCAUUUAAGAUUGAGAGGUGAUAUUUAUACUGACCUUGAGCGAGUAGGAAUCAGAGAGAUAUGGCCACCUGCUCAUCAACUGGAAGCGACAGCUGGCCAUGGUUGCCACAACAAACAUACCUGAUGGGUCACAUUCUCACUCUCUGUUGGUCUAUGCUUUGCUUUCUUGCACUCAGCCCUCUGUUGUGUAUUCAUGCACGUGUAUGCUCUUGUCUUAUCAGUCUAAAAGCUGCCCUGGUGUUGGCGUCUAUGCCAGCUGUAGAACACACACACACACACACACACACACACACACACACACACACACUUGUACUCAAUUAAUAAACACACACAGGCUCACAUAAAACACGUGCAAACACUGCACACGGCAAAGCAAGGGAACGUAAAGUGGUUUUUUUUUUUACCAUCAAUAAUUCAGUUCUAAUUCAUGUCUGCUUGAACUGUGACUCAGGGUAAAAACAACCCUUAAAAAUAGACCAGCGUCUUAUAAAUAGGCUUAACCGGGAACUGUAAGUUCACCUUUAUGCCCCAUGCCAACACGGUCACUUUGGCCUUGACAUUCAUCAUAGCCAGCCAGGCUAAGAGGCAACAACAAGGUCAUGUUACAUAAGAAACACUACGAGACAUUCUGCAAGGGGUGUUUUGCUCAAUAUUCAUCUUUGCUUUUGUGCUUUAUUGUUAUUAUUUUAUUAUUAACUGUGUUCUCCACACAUUGUUUUCCAAUUUAUCCUGAUCCCAAUUAGAGGCAUGUUGCUCCUCAUUAUUGCCUCAAACAGAUGGCCGGGUACACCCUGAGGCCCGGGAAUGAGCAGGGAUAGGUCAUUUCAUCCUGCUCAUAAAGCUGUGUUUCACUGGUAAAAUACUACGUUACUUGUAGUUACUUGUCCUGCUUAUUCUUGACCUGGAGCUCACGGUGGUUUAAAUGUUUAAGAUCUCUGUGAAUUAAAGGCUCAUGUAACCUGCUGCAUGAGGGCAUGUUUGAGGAGGUGAUGACAUGGAGACAACUGACCAAGAGGGCUACUUGAUAUUGUGUUGACGUCACAUCCACAUAGCUCACAUAUGUAAAAUAUGUUAUUAUUAUAUACUUAUGUGAUACCUCCUUUCCUCCAUAUAGUAUAUGAUGAUGAAAUGUAACUGAAUCUCCUACCAGGGGUGAUGCAACCUCACUGCAUUACACAAGUAAAAUCUGAAACAGUUAUAUGACCCCUCUGGCUAGUUAGCAUUCACAUUAUGUGCAAGUUACUUCAUUAGCAGGAGUUUUUACACAUCAUAAACACAUUUUAUUAAAGUCGACUUGCUCUGUGUCAUUUUUUGAGGUUGCCAUUAGCCUGAUAGCUAUCGGUCCCGGCUUUGUGUUAGCUUACUCUGCAAGUAUUAAAUGAUAUUGAACUUUCUUAACUUAAUCUUUCCAUAUUAUGCAUCAUAGCAGUCUCUGUUAGCACUCUCAAGCUGGUUGACAUUGAAUGUUGCUCGUAUUGUGAUUGAAUUGGGCCGUAUUCAGCAUUUUGCUUUUGCCCUGAUGACACAACAUAGCUCCAGUCUCUCAUGCACUCUCCAUGUGCUCAUUUCAUCACUCCCCAGCUAAAAUGUCCAAUCCCUGAACACCUAUUGUGUUCAUUCAUUUUGGGUUAGCCACGUCACCUCUGCCAACACUGCACUGCUUUCCUGCUAACUGCUUUUACAUGCUGCUCAGCCUCGGGCCUUGGAGUCUGAGCCUGUUACUAUAGAAACCACACAGAAGGACAAAGUAGAGGAGAGGAGGGGGGGAGAUGCUUACAUACGAAUGGAGGGCGGGAGCCAGCUUGUGACACUGCUCCCUCUGAUUGGCUAUAGGCAUCUUCUAACCCCACCCACCCCCCUGUGUCAUGAUUAUCAUCAUUUCUGCUGCAAAACUCGUGACUGCUGCUGCUGGCUCUCUCACUCUCUGUAUCUCUGUGUUUAUUGAGUCAUUGUUGGAGAUGCGGUGGUCCAUGUGUAGAGCUAGAGCUGUCACUGAGCAAGGAAUGCUACACAAGAGAAGACAGUGGUUAUAAUAUGACCUCAGAAAGACUCGGCCAGAGGACAAACUGACUGAAGCACAGGAAGAUAAACUGACAGGAAGCUAUGAAUGGACGGAGACAUGAGAGGAUUGAAUCUGGCACAUUUGCUGAAGCUUUGGAGUGACUGAGGAGAACUGAUGGACAGACAGAAAGACGGCACAGAUUGACAGAUGGCGACAGAUUCCAACUGACACAUGCUGAAACGUACUUUGUGCUGACAGAGUGGGCCAGAUGACGAAGACCUACAGUGACAUUGAUGCUGUCACUCGACUACUGGAAGAGAAAGAGCGUGACUUGGAGUUAGCAGCUCGCAUCGGACAGUCACUGCUGAAGAAAAACAAAGCCCUCAGUGAGAGGAACGAACUGCUGGAAGAGCAAGUAGAGCACAUACGAGAGGAGGUUUCUCAGUUGCGUCAUGACUUGUCCAUGAAAGAUGAGUUGUUACAGUUCUAUACCAGCGCUGCUGAGGAGAGUGAGGGGGAGUCUAUCACCUCCACACCUGUGCGUCCCAGUGAAACCAAUGUGUCAACUCCAACUUUUUUCCCCUUGGACUCCUUGCAGAAGAAACUCAAAGAUCUGGAGGAAGAAAACAAAUCAUUGCGAUCUGAGGCCAGUCAUUUGGAGACAGAAACUAUCUCCUAUGAGGAAAAAGAGCAGCAACUUGUCAAUGACUGUGUCAAAGAACUACGUAAUUCCAACCUGCAGAUUUCCUCUCUGGCUGAAGAGCUGGCCAGGAAGAGUGACGACGUCUCCAGACAGCAGGAGGAAAUCACACACCUCCUCUCCCAGAUAGUAGACCUCCAGAAGAAGGCCAAGCUGUAUGCCGUGGAGAAUGAGGAGCUGACUCAGCACUUGGGGGCAGCCAAGGACGCCCAGCGACAACUCACUGCUGAGUUGCGGGAGUUGCAGGAUAAGUAUGCAGAGUGUAUGGAGAUGCUUCAUGAGGCUCAGGAGGAGCUGAAGAACCUAAGAAAUAAAACUCUACCACUCAGCACACCAAGGCGUUUCCACUCUCUGGGUCUCUUCCCAAUGGACUCUCUGGCAGCAGAAAUAGAGGGCACCAUGAGGAAGGAAUUACAGAUGGAUGACCCGGAUGUAGAAGAGCAGAGAUUGCAACCAAAGCGAGUUUUCCAGACAGUGAAAAACCUCAACCUGAUGCGUCAGCAGCGUUCAUCACUAGCCCCCUCCCCUCUCAACAUCCCAGGCUCCAAUCAGACAUCAUGCCUCACCUCAGGGCGCUCCAGCAGGGUGGGCACACCUCGCUCCAACUCCAUAUAUAGUAGUGAGAUCGGAAGUGGGAUUUUCCUGGACAACAGGAAUAGCAGUAUCCUGGAGAGUCCAGAUGAUGGGUCAGAGGACUCUAACAAGCGGCCCCCUGGCACCCCAGGGACCCCGGGUAGCAGGGACCUGGAGGCAGCCCUUCGGCGUCUGUCCCUCCGUCGCGACAACUACCUCUCAGAAAAACGCUUCUUCGAGGAGGAGAGGGAGAGAAAGCUGGCUUACCUGGCCAAAGAGGAAGAAAAGGGAGGUGGGGGGAGUAGCGGAGGACCGGGAACACCGACGGAGAGCCUGCUGUCGCUAUGCUCGCAUCCCUCCCUCGGAAGCGUCUGGUCGGGAUACUCAUUCACAGCGAGAUCCUACCUGCCGGAAAAGCUGCAAAUUGUAAAGCCGCUAGAAGGCUCUGCUACUCUCCAUGCUUGGCAGCAGUUGGCUCAACCCCACAUGGGAGCUCUGCUGGAUCAUCGGCCCGGUGUGGUCACGAAGGGCUUCCGCACUUUAGCGCACGAGCAAGAGCAGGAAGACUGGCAACUGGACCAACCAGAGGAGGACGAACUUUCAUGUGACUCAUUUACUGGCUUGUCAGGAGAGAGCCCUGCUCCCAUGGAUCUGCCUCGCUCUACCUCUUCUCCCGUCUGCUGCAACAAAAACGGAGACGUCGAUGACGACAGCCAAUCAGAAACAUUGCAAGGAGAAAUGUGCCGAGCUAGAGAAAUGAUGCAAGUAAAAGAUGGACAUGUUGCAAACAUGCCCCUUUCCUUCUCCAGACCCUCCCUGUCUUCUUCUCCUCUCCCCUCUUCUUCUGAGAUGAACGGGCAUGUGGACCUCAAGGAGCUCCAGGCCUUACAGCCCGCCACAGUGGACCGUUUGCCUGUUAAUUUCCCAGGGAAGUGUAUGUCCCAUACUAGCUCUACGUACACCUUCACCACCUGCCGGAUUCUCCACCCCUCGGAUCAGCUGACCUCUGUGUCCCCAAGCUCAGCUCUAGGCUCUUGUCAGAGCAGCGCUUGCAUCAGCAGCCCUACCCCCAUUUCCUCUCCUAUACCCUUCUCUGCCCCACCCACACCUUCCUACACCCCCUGCUGCACCCCACGACGCCUCUCCCUCUCGCUCUCACUAGCAGAGUCCUCCACCAACCUUAGGGACUCCACCAAGACCACCAGCACCUCUCUAGGCCUGGUGCGCCUCCUGCUGGAGCAUGGGAUUUCUGCCUCAGUGUAUGACCCUCGCAGCUGGGACCGAGGGUUUGAUGCCAGUGGAGCUUCGACACCCGUGGUAGGAACGCAAGCGAAGAAGAGCGGCGACAUACCUGGGGAAACCAAACCUAGACGAUUGGGGAAACGCCCAGACACCCUCCUCCUCCAGCCCUCCACCCCGCCCAACUCCCCUCGUUCCAAAUCUGCCUCCUCUACCACCACCUGCCCAGUUUUUCAGUUCAGCCCCACCAAUGAUGACCCCCCAUUUUAUGACACUUUCCUCGCCUCUAAACCGGCUCGUACCAUUCUGAGGGAAGUACUGGGGGAGGUGGAGAGGGAGCGAGGGGGGCAAAUAGAUGAUGAUGGCCAAACAGAGAUGCUGAAUCUGCGACUUGUGGACAAACUGAAAAGUUUCCGCACCCUCCCCCCUCAUGCUGCUUCUGUUUCAUCUGGGAGUAGUCUAUUAGCCCCCUUUGGAUCUACUGGACUGGGGAACAGUGCACUCGGUGGCGGGCUCCCAGGUUUGAAUGCAGGGCUGAGGAGGAAUCGAAGCUAUCCUGCUAUGGUAGGAGCCAGUAUGGCCAUGAAAGACCCGGGAGGCCCCCCUAACACAGAGAUACUCAUACCGCAUACAAUGCAAACGCCACAUACCCAACACGCAGCACAUACACAAGAAAAAGGCAAAAUGCAAACAAAUCACACCCUGGUCACGAGGGCCAUACAUAUACCACAGACACUACAUGCACUGGAAACAGUCACACCACAGACAAUAAUACAGAGACACACCAGGCCAAACGACGGACUGCAGGAUUCAGCAAGCAAUGACCAUCACAGUGAUGAAACUGGGACAUAAUGGGAAAUGUUCAGUGUUUUAGCCCAUAUUACAACACACAUGAUACAACACGCAUACAAAUUUAUUGACAACCAAAUACCCUUCAUAACUAUAUAGACAUCCCUCAGCUGUGGAAUAUCCCCAGAACCAAACAGCUGCAAUAGUCCACCCCCCUCCACCUACAGACUCAACUAUACAGUAAGUCAUCUUUCCUAACCAGGCAGACUCCAGCUGAUUUAUUUAAACAAUCAUCAGUCUGAUCAACGCAAACUGAAUGAAAUGGUGGUGAAUAAACCAUUAGUGGCUGACACUGUUACACUGUGUUAUACUCAUACACUGUCAGACUAGACUGAUGAUGAUGGAGUAUGUUGCCUUCCUCAGUGUCCGUUGUAACUGUAUAUUGUAUAAGCUGUGUAUGCAAUAUACUGUGUCAUAUAUAGUAUAAGAUUAAAAAGCCCAAUCUGGUGAAAGUACAGCAGAGCUUUCCCCUCUUUCAGUCUCAUUUUCCUUCUGGACCUGAAUGUGCACUAUUAAAUAAAGGCAACACAUGAAUUUUAAAUGCCCUGUAUUGGCCCGAAUAUAAGAUUGGUUUAUUUCUUUAGAUUAAGAAAUGCAAGUUGUAUUUUCCAGGAAUGCACAAUUAUUCAUUCAAUAGAACAGAUGUUACUUUAAGAAGGUGCUGUGUUAUGGGUCGUGUAGUGUUGAUAAAAAAACAUUUUCCCCGUUAAAGACCACCAGAAAUGACACAUCUGUUGACAGGUUCGGUAAGAGGACAGAGAGACUAAUAAUGUCAAAUCCAACCAGGAAGAGAAAAAUAAUUCUCUUCCACUGUAAAACUACAGUCAGUAAAGCUGGCUGCUUGCCUAUAACCAGCCUUUAUUUAGCUAAAAGAUUUUUUAAAUUGUAAUAUUUUAUACUUAUUUAAAUGUGGAAACACAUUCAAAUAUGAUUAAUUUGCCUUCAUUGUUUAAUUUAAAGUGCAAAAAUCUUAUAUGCGGGCCACUAUGGUAUUAUAAGCCUUUGAUUGUUUGUGUCUCCAUUAUAUUGCACUGGAGAGAAAUGGAAGUUAUGAUGUUGGCACUAGAGAUUAUUUCCUACCAGCAACUCUCUUUCUCCUCUCUGUAUGUAUGUAAUCUGUAUUUUCAAAAAUAAUCCGGAUUGUGGCUUUAAUGUGUCAUCUUGCUGUGACUUACUAUUCUUAUGUGCCUAAAAACAGCUAACAUACUGUAUCUUAUGGGAGAAUCAUUUGUCAUAUUUUGUUAUUUUAAUGCAGUAGAGAGAGAAAUUGAGAAUAAUGGUGCGAAUUAAUAUAUUUGCAUCUGAACCUG
Morone saxatilis (striped sea-bass) is the source of this 7081-nucleotide messenger RNA. RefSeq names its product trafficking kinesin-binding protein 1-like. Gene Ontology annotation, molecular function: GABA receptor binding. Lineage: Eukaryota; Metazoa; Chordata; Actinopteri; Moronidae. The transcript is spliced from 15 exons. The record is from RefSeq and is a predicted model, not a curated record. Gene Ontology annotation, biological process: anterograde axonal transport of mitochondrion; neurogenesis; endosome to lysosome transport. Bases 2679 to 5774 code for a protein of 1031 amino acids. Gene Ontology annotation, cellular component: dendrite.